Messenger RNA from Gongylonema pulchrum, 561 nucleotides. The record is from the annotation of a GenBank genome assembly. NCBI's taxonomy places the organism in Eukaryota, Metazoa, Nematoda, Chromadorea, Rhabditida, Gongylonematidae.
CUGGCUGUGGAAUCAUUUCGCUCGAUAUGUGUUCAGGAUCGUAAAGUGCACAGUGUCAUUGUGGAGCUAUUUGGUGCAGUGGCUGCUACUUCGGGCUCGGUAUUCGACAGCAAAAUUAGUUUGCUGGCGCAUUAUGCACUCACGUUACCCUGCGUGGUUGUAAGACAUCUGCCAUUGAUAUCGGCUUGCAUGACUUCGAUUUGUCAACUGCCAGCGAGGCUACUAAGAUCGAGCAGUUACCAGUCAUUGCUAAUAUUUGUGGCAAAAUUGAUGAUCGAUUUGGCACCACACUCUUUCAAUGAAGAUGAUCGUCUGCAAACUAUCCUGCAAUCAUUUUUUUCUUUAUUUGAGAAUGUUGGACAUGGACGGACGUGGAUGCCACUGGCGCAGGUGCUGCAGAAUGUUUGUGCGACAUACUUGGAGCAAAAUCCAAAAGCAGCUGCUCCGUAUUUUUUAACACAGACCGAAGCAAUCAAGCAGUUAUGCGCCUGUGUGGAAUCACCGGCUGCCAAAAUGCUCAGCGAUGCGAUUGCUCGGUUAAGUAGAAAGAUGAUCAUUUAA